This is a messenger RNA of Notothenia coriiceps (black rockcod), 2996 nucleotides long. Its product is annotated as alpha-protein kinase 1-like. The transcript has 5 exons. Gene Ontology annotation, biological process: innate immune response; protein phosphorylation; cytoplasmic pattern recognition receptor signaling pathway. NCBI's taxonomy places the organism in Eukaryota, Metazoa, Chordata, Actinopteri, Perciformes, Nototheniidae. Gene Ontology annotation, cellular component: cilium. The record is from RefSeq and is a predicted model, not a curated record. The coding region runs from base 356 to 2413 and encodes 685 amino acids. Gene Ontology annotation, molecular function: monosaccharide binding; protein serine/threonine kinase activity; ATP binding.
UUAGUCUUCUGCUUCUCUCUGUUUAAUUUUUCAGGCCACUCAAGGGACCUGCUUGUUAUCGUACAGUUUCUCAGUGGAGUGCCCUGCCACUCAAAGGCACUCUUUCCUCCUGCUGGCUAGAGAGGCAUUUUCAAUAGGCCUGCUCACCAAAGCAGAGGGGGAGCUGGUCACCAGUAAACAGGAGCUUCACACGUUCCUCAAAGCUGCGUAUUCUCUCACUGUCACUCACAAAUGGCUUGGAACUCCUUCGUUAGUUGUGGCGAAGGCAACUGAAGCUUGCCAAAAGGCUUUAGCACAUUUUUACGAUUACUCCAACGCAGAAACGCAAGAUAAAGACAGUCUGUGUGCUGAAAUCAUGCAGCUGGUCGCCCAAGUCAAGCUUCUGUUGCGAGUGGAUCCUUUCAACAAUUCAGAGAAGGGGUCUUUUAUUCCCGACAGCUACAGGAACACCGAAGACACAUCGGUGGAUUUCACUCUGGAAGGUUUCGCCAAGGUGAUGCAGAAAUUCCAAAAGUAUCAUGCGUCACUGUGCGAAACAACCAACACAAACUGUAAGGGGACCAAAGAUGGGGUGAUGUUAUGUAUAACUGCACUGGGGACCACCAUUGGUACAGAAUGUGGCACAGAGGCCUGCAAAGUACAACCAAAAGGAGAGGAGCCACAACAGGGAGUUUCAAGGUCAUCUGAUGGGCCCCCACCUCAAAAAUCAGACAUGUGUACCACUCUAGGAAGCACAGAUAACCUUGGCUCUUCGUGGCAGAACUUCUCCUUGAGUAGUUCAGGGUCUCCCAGGCCCAGAAACAGUGGCUUAAAAGAAAGCAAUGCCGUUGAAAGUGAAGCAAAUGCACGCCAUCAGAGCUGUCUGACCACUGAGGCUGAUGAUGACAAAGUGCUGCAAAUCUCUACAGAAAACAAGAAGCGAGAUGUCAGUUGCAAAAUACCUGCCACUUCCUCCUCCAAUGCAAGUAGUGAUUCAGAGAAGUUUGAGUUGAUACAAGUCGGCAUAGAGACACUGGUCACUGAGGAAGAUUGGAUGAGUGAUGGUGGAGUGAUGCUUCAACCGUCAGUAGCUGAAGGAGAAGUGCAAUCUUUAUCCCAGCUAGCUAUCAAAGCCACCUCCAGCUCCCUUAGUGACAGCUUCGGUUCCCAGUCGUCAUGGGAGAAAAUUCCAGCUGACCUGAUCUCACCCACAACCGGAAAACCGCAGCCAAGCAGCCUGUCAAAAAGAGGAACUGGCCAAAGCAGCCAGUCACCAGGGUCAGAUGGGAGCUUCUUCCUUUUGGAGACACUUGAUACCGAAAGCAACGAUUCGGUUCGUGAUCCCACACACAAACACCCUGUGGAGAGCCUGAAUGUUGACCCAAAAAUGGAGACCAAAGUUGACUCUAUAGCAAACCCACACUCUAACCUUUCCCAGUUUGUCCCAGCACAGUGUGAAAGCUCCACAGAGAGUUCAUUUGAGAUGCUGGGUGAUCCUCAAAGUGGACACCAAAGUAGCACUGAUUCUCCAGAUCUUCCUCAGGUGAAGAACCCCCUGUGCUUCAGCUGCCUGAGGAACAGCCCUGUAGCUGCUGGUGUCCCUCAGAGUCAGUAUGUGUUGUCGCAGGAGGAUUACCUAGCCCUACUGGCCGGGGUUUGCCAUGCAUGUCUGCUGAAGAGACUUCACAGUGACGAGACACAAUUCAAACUCAAGACACACAGAUCUGCCCACAAUGCCCUUCAUUUGAAGUUCUCCAAGGCCACAGGAAUGUGGACAGCCAGAGAGACCUGUGUUUACAUCGGGAAGCCAAUGGGGAUACAGGGCAAGCAGAGAACAGCAAUAUGGGUGCAGUUCUUACACCAAGAGGAGAGGUUAAGCAGUUAUGUUGGGAAAGAUUACCUGAAGCCAAAGGAGAUCCAGUUCCACCUGAAAGAUGUGGAGAGACAGAUGACAGCCCAGUACUAUGUGACUGAAUUCAACAAGAGUCUAUACGACAAGGAAGUCAUGGCUCAGAUCUUCUUCAUUCCCUCCGAAGCACUUCUGAUUUUGAAUGGAGAUGAGAUUGCGGGCUGUGUAACAGUGGAGCCCUUCAUGCUUGGAGACUUUGUCAAACUCACCAACAACACGGGGAAGAAGGACAAGAGUUUCCAGGCUACGGAAUACGGCCUCGCUUUUGGACAUUUUACCUACCUGUUCUCUGACUGCCAGGAGGUUGUUGUCGACCUUCAAGGGUGGGUGACAGCCAAUGGAAAAGGGCUGACGUACCUCACUGACCCCCAGAUUCACUCCACCAAGACCCCCAAAGGACCCUCCAAUUUUGCUGACAGAGGCCUCAGGUACUUCCUGGAGGAGCAACAUGGACCAGAGUGCAAUGGCAUUUGCCAGCUGCUCAAAUUACCUCGAGUGCUCAGACAGCCACAUGUUCUGCCUUAGAAACUCUGAGGAGUUGCCAAGAAAUUGACCUUUUUAUUACCUAAUCAGGGGAAGGUUUUAUAUAUAAGUUGUUUGGCUUAUUCAAUAUGAGUAACAUGCCAUUAAUAAAGUGACUGAAACUUGGUGCCACAUGAUUUAGCCAAAAUGAACCGAGUUACAAUCAUACAACUGAUAUUAAUUAUGUUUUUGUAUCUACCUGGUCCUAAUAACCUCAGACAUAAUACAUUAGCACACCUUUCUUGUAGUUAUGACUCGCAUACAACCAAUUUUCCCCCAAAAUAUAACUCUAAGCUUCUGAUACAAUUGUUUUUUGUUUUUUUUAUCUUGCAAUGAUGGUUAGAUACUUCUUAUUUAAACAGUUGUACAACUUAGCAAUGAGAUCAAAUCAACAGAAUUGUGAUUAUAGUUACAUUAAAUUAUCAUUGAGGUGGUUUAUUGUAUAAAAUCAUACCGUAGAAUUAACAAUUUGGGCAUUUCUUGUAAUUAUUUUCCACAGGGUUACACUGACUCACUUUUUGGAUUUGUCAAGUUAUUGCUAAAGCCCAAAUAUUUAGAAACAAAUAAAGAAAUAAUGCAAUAAAUA